AUGGAUUCUCAGGUCAUGCUGGGUAUUGCUCUUUCAUCCCUGGGUGGCUUCAGCACUUCCAUCGGUGCACUAUUUGUAAUCAUGAGUCAAGCUCCAAGUUUGAAGAUGCUUGGGUUGUUACAGGGUUUUGCUGCUGGUUUGAUGCUGAGUAUAUCAUUCUUUGAUCUGGCUCAUAAUGCUUUGAACUCACUUGGCUUCCUUAGAGGCAACCUUUGGUUUUUUGCUGGUGUCGUAUUCUUUGCUGUUGUUGCUAAUUUUAUACCAGAACCAACAGUUGCUCCCAUUUCAGAUGAGAAGAGUAGAAAGGAAGUUGAGGACGAAGGAAACAAGGACUUUAUGAAAAAGCGUCGCCGCCAAGUUUUAUCCAGUGCAAUUAUUACAGCCAUAGGUAUAAGUUUACAUAAUUUUCCAGAAGGAGUCGCAGUGUUCCUUACAUCCAGGAAGGGCCUUCGUGUUGGUCUUAACCUUGCACUGGCCAUUUCUCUGCACAAUAUCCCAGAGGGUAUUGCUGUUGCACUUCCUGUUUAUUUUGCGACACAAAGUAAAUGGCAGGCAUUCAAAUUGGCAUCACUUUCUGGCUUUGCUGGGCUCAUGGGUGUUAUAGUUAUAGCCUGUCUAUUCCCAAGCAGCUUAAAUCCUGAGAUUCUUGAGGGUAUACUUGGAUCAGUUGGUGGAGUUAUGGCCUUUCUAACCCUUCAUGAAAUGCUGCCAUUGGCUUUUGAAUAUGCGGGACAGAAGCAAUCUGUUAGGGCCGUCUUUUGUGGGAUGGCUUUCAUGUCUGCAAGCCUGUAUUUGCUACGUAUCUGCUUACCAGAGUAA
Gastrolobium bilobum is the source of this 819-nucleotide messenger RNA. RefSeq names its product zinc transporter ZTP29-like. NCBI's taxonomy places the organism in Eukaryota, Viridiplantae, Streptophyta, Magnoliopsida, Fabales, Fabaceae. Gene Ontology annotation, cellular component: membrane. Gene Ontology annotation, molecular function: zinc ion transmembrane transporter activity. Bases 1 to 819 code for a protein of 272 amino acids. The record is from RefSeq and is a predicted model, not a curated record. Gene Ontology annotation, biological process: zinc ion transmembrane transport. The transcript is spliced from 12 exons.